This is a messenger RNA of Ostertagia ostertagi, 1197 nucleotides long. The record is from the annotation of a GenBank genome assembly. Lineage: Eukaryota; Metazoa; Nematoda; Chromadorea; Rhabditida; Trichostrongylidae.
AUGCUCUUCACUUCUUUGUACUUUGUGAUUUCUCUCUCACAGGCACGAAAACUCGAGAGAAGACGUGAGAACAAGAAAAACAAACGAGACAGGCAGCAAAUCCGACAGACAAUUGCAAAAUGUUAUGACGUCGACGAUUCAACGAGUAAAAUGCUUGCCAUCGAAAGACAGAUAGUAGGGCUCGACAAGCCCCAGUUUCACAUUGAUGUGUUGAAGAAAAAGCAGAGGGUGAGCGUCAAACCUGUAUUUCUCAUUGGUUUUCUGAGUUAUUAUUCAACUUUUGCAAAAUUUGUUUCGGCUGUGGAGUUGAUGCUUAUUCAGACUAUUAUGGAAAUGGUAAACAAGCGACGAGCGGUGUUGCAAACUUUGAAAGAAGAAAAGGAACUAAAAGAAUUGAAUGAGAAAUUGCACCAUUACUAUUCGGACUGCAAAAAACUUCAAGCGCUUGCAGAGCAGGAGCGUCUUGCACGAAAUGCCGAUGUCAACUUUAUUCCUCUUCCCGAAGGAGAUCUUGCGGAAGGAGAAUUGCGCAAGGUGCAGAUUAUGGGUCCGCAGCCAAUGGCUCCUGUCAAGAAGAAGGUUGAAUUCAAGCUACCACGUGGGGGACCUCGACGGCAAGGACUGCGCCCGCCAGGACCUCCUUGUGGUAUUCCUCCGGAUCUGAGCGAUAGCGAAGGCGAGGGCGAAAACGAGCACGAUCCUUAUCACGUACCUCUCCCUGCUGACGACGAUUUAGCGCCUGUGAUAAUUCCUGACUUCGAUGGUCCAAACAAGUUUCCUAAAUUCCCGCCAAUUAUGCCUCUUCGACAGCCCCCUGGACCUCCACCAGGUCCGGUGCCACCGAGGUUCAAUCCUAUGGGUAUUCCUAUGCCUCCAUUGCCCGCUCCAGCACCUGCACCUGCUACACAAAACGAUGGAGGAGGCGCUGUGAUCUCUUCUGCGCCUGUCAUUCGACGCGAUCGUGAGCAUCCGCCUGUGAUUGGCCCUCAGGCACCCACCGUUGUUUCUGCUGCUCCGCAACUCAGAAAUCUAAGAAAGGAAACAGUGAAGCUAGUACCGGUGGUGCUCAAGCGUAAGCCAACAGGUGUCCGACCGAAGCCAGCAAUUCGAAGACCUCAAACAGAGGCGACUCAGCAGGCAAAAACAACGGAUGAAGCAUACAACGAAUUCAUGAAAGAAAUGGCGGAUCUCAUCUAA